This is a messenger RNA of Harpia harpyja (harpy eagle), 2597 nucleotides long. RefSeq names its product transmembrane protein 180-like. Lineage: Eukaryota; Metazoa; Chordata; Aves; Accipitriformes; Accipitridae. The transcript is spliced from 7 exons. The record is from RefSeq and is a predicted model, not a curated record. The coding region runs from base 53 to 1558 and encodes 501 amino acids.
AGAUCGAAAGGAGCCUACGCCAGUCAUAAAGCGAACCCGUAUCAAGCCGCCAAUGAGAACGAAGAGAAGGUUGGCCCGGGCUAAUUACGCCCCGCCCCAGCAGCCAGCUGCGCAGCCUCCAGUCAGAGGAGGAAGAAGAGAGUUGUACUUGUGGAAGAUGAAGUUUGUUUUGGGAAUUCAUCCUAAUGCACUGGCAUAUUCCAUGACUACGUUAGGUGCUGGAAUGAUGAACAGUAUCUUUAAUUUCUACUACGUUAAGCUUUUCUUAAACCGAUACAAAAUUUCAGAAGUAGCAUUUCAUCAAGCACAGGUUGUAUUUAUGAUAUGGAAUGCCAUUAAUGAUCCUCUUUUUGGGUAUAUUCAAGAUAACUCCGAAUUCGCGUGCUGCUCAAGACGCCAGUUUUCAAUUUUAUAUGGAGCUCCUUUAUAUGCGUUAGCCUUUUUGCUUCCUUGGUUUCCUUGGAAACAUUAUGAAGAAGGUGACUGGCUAAGUGGACUUCAUCUCAUUGUUGCUUUAUGUGCUUUUGACGGUUUGCUUACAUUUGUGCUUCUAGCACAGUGUGCACUCUUUGCAGAAAUUUCAACAAGACAUGAAAGUAGGCUUCAGCUUAUUAAAUAUAACCAAGUAGCAACAUUAAUUGGAUCAACAAGCAUUCUCUUUUGUGGUCUCAUAUCAGAUAAUAUGGAAAAUUUUGCCUAUUUUCAGGCUUUCGCUGUUUUGGUCGCAGCAUUAGCAACAGCUUGUAUGUGCUACACAGGCAAAUAUAGUACUAGUCAAUAUGAGCAGAGAGAAAUUUAUACGGAGAAUGCUAAUCGGGAAAAUGGUGAUGGAGCUCUCUCCUGGUCCUCGGUAAUUUCAUUGACCAAACAGAUUAUGACAGAGAAAAACUUUUUAUUUUUUGUAACGAUGAACUUCUUCCAAGUCUUCCAUCUAGCCUUCUGCAACAAUUUUAUGAUGAUCUUUGCGGAUAAUCUUAUUCCUAAGGAUGUCCUUUCUUCCUCAAUAAGAAGUAUCAUGUAUGGAGCAGGCUUUAUUUGUCCUCAGUGCCUUGUUCUUCUCAGUCAUGCUUCGUUGAAGAAGUUUGGUUAUUACAGAAUCAUCUUGUUUUCCUUUUACUUUGAAGGAGUAGCUGCUGCUGUCAUGUUUGUUCUAGGGCCAGAACACUAUUAUCUGUUGGCAUUUUAUCUCACAACAAACAUGGUAAUUGUACAAGCUUCAUUUAGUUUGUUCAAUUUGCCUUUGGCAGAUAUUGUUGAUGCAGAUUUAAUAAAGCACAAGCGGAGAUCACCGCUUUCCUCUAUGGUUUUUGGUACUAAUGCUUUAUUUACCAAGCCUGCCCAAUCUUUGGCUCCAAUGCUUGUGGUUACAAUACUAAAUCAAUUUGGAUAUGAGAACCUGAAUAAUGAAGUUGCUCAACCUGAUCCAAGUUUGUUUUUAGGUCUUCAUGAUGCCAUGUUCUAUUUGAUCUGUCUGGUUCCACUUUGCAUUGCAGUCAUACAGAUCCUGACGUGGACUCCCUUUUCAAUCCAGAAUAGUCAUAUGAUAGCUGUACGCUAAAUAUGGAACAGCUGGUCAGUAAAUCUGCUGAACUGUACCACAAAAGAGGUAGUAUGUUUUAAAUGUGAAAAAGCAAAAUUGCAUUAAAUGGACUAUUAGACCAAACACAGUUUGAGCCGUUUCAAUAAAGUUGCAUUCUUCAGUCUAUAUAGACUAUAACAAAGAUCACAUUCAGCCUUAAUGCUGAGCCUACACAUUUUUUUGUAGUUCAGUUGUUUGCAUUUAAUGGGCUUUAUCCUUAAUUACUAAAUAAAGUCAUUUCUGGUAUAUACUGGUCACUGUUAACUCCUUUGAAGAAUGGAUACAGCAGAUCAGGUAAAGGAAUCCCAACCCAGCACCUGAAAUUCAAGGGAACUCUAUUUUCUUAACCUUACUGAAAGAUGGUGGAUUAAUUUUGCUAUACUGACAAAAUGGCAGAUCUCUGAAGUUAAUCUGGAAGACCCUGGUGGACAUCCCUCAUGGAUGGCAGAGUGAUGAAGAGAAAGAUUUAGAUGGUGUCUAGCUGACCAGUAUCAAGACAAAUCCAACAGCUACCACAGGAAGAGGCAAGAGUAAUUAACUACCCUGUAAAAGUCUGUGUAAGGCUAAAGAAGAAAAAGAUUAAAAUGCUGUUCAGUAAAGUGUUGCUGGAUAUGGAAAAAGCUAUAUAGGUCCUCCCUGGCUUUCCAAAUGUCUCUAGUUGGUGGUAGGUAGAUGCAGUUUUCUGGCUUUAAAUGGGAAAAUUAUUUGGAAUGUAGCAUAUUGUUAGUACUUCAUACGGAAUGUCAUUGUGGCAAGAAAAACAUUAGCGUAUGGAUGUAGUAGUGUUCAGUUAGUUGGACAAAUCUAAGCACACACAUACUGAAUCAAACUCUAGCUGCUUAGUACUGUUACAUUGGUAAACUCAUUUAUGUGCUGACAGUUGAAGUUAAUUUCUGAUUAAUCAAGUUGAAGUUAGUUAAUUUCCAAUUAAUUCUUGCCAAAAUCUUUUUGCUUAAGAUUUUAAAUGGAUCCUGUGAUUUUUAUAAAAUAAAGGGGUUUUGACAAAAUUUCAGAAACA